UUUAAAAACGACGCUAGCAACUUUUUCUGGUUUGCUCAUUUGAGGUUUUGGUGGUACAAAACCAUUUGAAGGGCGCUGCUGCUGUUUUGUGAUGCCGCGUUUCACUACACAGUGUGAUUACAUACCUUUAACGAGUGUGUAAGGUGGGGAGGGUCUGAUUAACCGGCUGCUAAUUGGUGUAAUUCGGUAAAGAAUGUAUGAUCCUCAGGCUGGCUUCCGCCUCCUUCCGACGGCAACUUUUCAGAUACCACUGAGAUCUGCACCUGUCAAGAUCAUGGUUCAAGGUUCUAUGGAGGAAUAGCGCACAGGAAAGCCUCAAGAUCAAGACUGAGGAUCCAGAGUAACAUGGAGUGUGUCUCAUCAAAGCUCUGCAGGACAUUGCUGUACAUCUUUGUAGCACCCUUUCUGCUGUGUGUCAUUUCAGCUGAUAAAGACUAUUAUAAACUCCUGGGGCUGUCCAAAGAUGCGUCCAACAGGGAUAUCCGACAGGCCUUCAAGAAGCUGGCUCUGACCAUGCACCCUGAUAAAAACCCAAACGAUCAAAGUUCCCACGAGAAGUUCCUGAAGAUUAACCGGGCGUACGAGGUGCUGAAGGAUGAGGACCUCAGGAAGAAAUAUGACAAGUAUGGGGAGAAGGGCCUACAAGACAGCUUUCAGGGAGGCCGAUAUGAGAGCUGGAGCUUCUACCGCUAUGACUUCGGAAUUUAUGAUGAUGACCUUGAGAUUAUCACUUUGGAUAGAGGAGAUUUUGAUGCUGCAGUGGAUUCUGGAGAGCUCUGGUUUGUCAACUUUUACUUUCCACGCUGUUCACACUGUCAUGACCUAGCACCCAUGUGGAGGGAGUUUGCCAAGGAGAUGGAUGGGGUUCUGAAGAUAGGAGCUGUGAACUGUGGUGAUAACAACAGAUUGUGUCACAGUAAAGGUGUGAGCAGCUACCCGAGCCUCUACAUGUUCAAGGCUGGCAUGAAUGCACAGAAGUACUUUGGUGACCGGUCCAAGGAGAGCCUCAUGAAGUUCGCCAUACAGUUUGUGCACGGCAAAGUGAUGGAACUGUGGCAUGGUAACAUCCGCACAGAGAUGGAGAAGUCACAGGUGUCAGGGGUCGGCUGGGUGCUCACCUUCUGCACGGACUCUGGAGACUGUCUGGGAUCUCAGACGAGGCAGAAGCUGGCUGGCAUGCUGGAAGACCUGGUCCAUGUUGGCUGGGUGGACUGCUCUACACAGGCGGAGCUCUGCACCAGUCUUAAUGUGGAGACCAGUUUCACAGCCUACUUCCCCCCUGGGGUCAGCCUCAGGCAGAGGGAUGGUACUCUGGCCAUCAUGAGUCUGGAUGCCAGGGAGAUCUACAGGGAGGUGAUGCAGCACUUGCCAGACCUGGAGGCCCUCACCUGGGACACCUUCAGCGAGAAGCUUGCUUACCAUCGCUGGUUGCUCAGUUUCACUUUCGCACACAAAGACCAGGCGUCUGGCGAGUACAAGAAGCUAAAGCCGCUGCUGAGGGAAGUGCAUGUCAGGGUGGGCAGGGUGGACUGCCUGGCUGAGGCGCAGCUCUGCAAGUCACUGUACAUCCAUAAGCCCAGCAUUGCUGUCUUCCGGGGCAUUGAUGACUUUGAGGUCUACCAUGGGAAGUAUUUGCUGUACAACAUAGUAGCCUUUGCCAAGGAGAGCGUCCGCUCUCACAUCACCACACUGAGGCCUGAGAACUUCCCUCACAACGACAAGGAGCCCUGGCUGGUUGACUUCUUUGUCCCUUGGUGCCCCCCAUGCCGAGCGCUGCUCCCGGAGCUGAGGAAGGCCUCCAUAUGGCUGUUUGGCCAGCUGAAGUUUGGCACCCUGGAUUGUACCAUGCAUGACACUGUCUGCACCAUGUACAACAUCCAGGCGUACCCAACCACUGUCAUAUUCAACCAGUCCAAGACACACCACUAUGAGGGUCAUCACUCAGCCAGUAGCAUUUUGGAGUUCAUAGAGGAUAUGGUGAACCCAGUGGUGGAGGAUCUGACCCCAGACAGCUUCCAGCAGCUGGUGCUGCAGCGCCAACCCAAUGAGACCUGGGCGCUGGACUUCUUUGCGCCGUGGUGUGGGCCCUGCCAGGCACUGCUGCCUGAGUGGAGGCGGCUGGCCCGGCUGGUGCUUGGCUUGGUCAGGGUGGGCACAGUGGACUGCCAGAGGUACCAUUCUUUUUGCCAGGGCCAGAAUGUGCGGGUUUACCCCGAGCUCCGUAUCUUCCCCCAGGAGGCGCUGCGGCCAGAAUUCUACCAGAGCUAUAAUGGAUGGCAUCGGGAUGCCCACUCACUGCGGGCAUGGGCACUGGGCUUCUGUUUCAACCCCAGGUUUCUACCCAGAGUGUCUGUGGACCUUAGCCCUGAGGACUUUAGGACCCAGGUGCUGCAGGGUCAGGAGCAUUGGGUGCUAGACUUCUACGCCCCCUGGUGUGGACCCUGCCAGCACUUUGCCCCUGAGUUUGAGUUUCUCGCCCAGUUGGUGAAGGGCACCGUACGCGCAGGCAAACUGGACUGCCAAGCAUAUGAGCAGACAUGCCAGGCUGCAGGCAUCAGGGCUUACCCCACUGUGCGCUUCUAUCCCUACCUGGAUACUACCAAGCGUGACCAGGGUGGAGAGCACAUCAACAGCAGGGACGCCAGCACCAUUGCUGCCAUCCUGAGCCAGAGGUUGCAGGCCCUCUCUCCACAAUUACAGGGCAGGACCAAACUCAAGGAUGAGCUGUAGUUUGACCUGCUGCCCUGGGGGGCAUAUUCACUGACCACGGGAAAUGCAGUUCAGAUGCUGGACACACAAGCAGCACAGAGGCAGAUGAGGGCAACAUUAGCUUAAUGUGUCUGUACUAUGGCAGCACUGAUGGCAGAGCCCCUUGGUCAGUGCCUCAGUCCUGUCUGCUUACCCCUGACGUGAUGUCCUGAUGGACCUGCCUAUAUGUGUCUGAGCCGAGAGACUGGCAGCCUUGUGCUUUACCUGAUCUGAUGUUAGUACUAUUAUUUUUUUUUUUGGGGGGGAGGGGUGUUCCCUCAUGCUGCUUCUGUGUCACCCAUGCUCUCCAGCCAUGGGGGUGACACUCCAAACCAUGCUGGUCGGGACAAGGCACUGCUACCUGCUCUGCACACCUAGAUGGCUUGUGAAGUGUCCUUUGUGUAUUGUAUGAAAGAAAACCCAGUGAUAUUGGUUUCAUUUGUUAAAGCCCCCCCUGUAAUUUAAUAAAUGGAUUUUUUUCAGUU
Molecule: messenger RNA, 3233 nt
Organism: Paramormyrops kingsleyae
Lineage: Eukaryota; Metazoa; Chordata; Actinopteri; Osteoglossiformes; Mormyridae
Product: dnaJ homolog subfamily C member 10-like
Biological process (GO): IRE1-mediated unfolded protein response
Cellular component (GO): endoplasmic reticulum lumen
Molecular function (GO): misfolded protein binding; protein-disulfide reductase activity; oxidoreductase activity, acting on a sulfur group of donors, disulfide as acceptor
Source: RefSeq, a predicted model, not a curated record